This is a messenger RNA of Anastrepha ludens (Mexican fruit fly), 1350 nucleotides long. Its product is annotated as nuclear protein localization protein 4 homolog. The coding region runs from base 1 to 702 and encodes 233 amino acids. Lineage: Eukaryota; Metazoa; Arthropoda; Insecta; Diptera; Tephritidae. Gene Ontology annotation, cellular component: nucleus. The transcript has 3 exons. The record is from RefSeq and is a predicted model, not a curated record. Gene Ontology annotation, biological process: ubiquitin-dependent protein catabolic process. Gene Ontology annotation, molecular function: ubiquitin binding; ubiquitin protein ligase binding.
AUGGUGAAUGAUAAAGAUCGCAAAGAGCGACCGAAAAAGUUGGAAGAUACUCAACUACAACAAUUAUUGGAUUUAGACGCAUAUCGAACCCUUGAUGAUAUGUCUAAAGAUUGGGAUGCUGACAGAUCAAGCGAAAAAGACCAAUAUGGCAAUGAAGUACAGCGCUUGGCACGUCCUCUGCCAGUCGAAUAUUUGCUGGUAGAUGUGCCCGCCUCAACACCACUGCAACCCCAAUUCACAUUCACACAAUACAAGAAACGCGGUGAACCAUUCCCCGUGGAGAAUCGUUACCUGGAUGGACAUUUGCAAGAUUUUAAUGCGCUAAGCACGUAUCUCUCCCACUGGACGGAUCAAGAGUUUCUCGAGGCCAUUUCAGAUUUUCACUUGUUGUUGUAUCUAUAUAGAAUGGACACGGUGCCGUUGCGUGCGCACAUGGGCCCACUGUUGGAGGCCGUACGCACCAAAAAUGCCGAUUUGGCAUACAGCUUUAAGGCUAGCGAGCCAUGGAAGCUACUGGAGUCGCUAAUACACGCAAGCACCGGUGGCGGCAGCGGCCCCUCUGCUGGUAAUAAGGCUGCUGCGUCCACCACAAGCUCUGCCGCAGGUGCUGCCGGCACGAACAAUCAAUGGCAGUGCAAUCACUGCACCUUCAUCAAUCCUGGCGAAUUGAGUUCGUGCGAGAUGUGUUCGCUUCCUAGAUAAAUACCUAUCGCCCUCGCUAAUUUCACCGUCAUCGCCACCUUUGCUGUUAGCGCAGUCGUCUUCAUUCAUGGACAAUAUCACUUGAUAGGUUUGUUCGUUGCUUGGUUGGUUGGUUGAUGGUAUUUACGUUCGGCUAUAGGCUGGCAUGAAAUAUAGCAAAAUUGCUAAUUGGCAGAAUUUCAUUGUUUCAUUUAAAAUAUAUUGGAAAAAAAAUUAUAUUAAAUUUGACAGCAUACAGAAAACACGCAGAAUAGACACAUUUUGUAAUAUUCUCAGAUUAUUUGUAAUUUAUGUCCUAAUAAAUUAAAACUGUUGCAAAGUAGCUGAAUGAUAAUAAUAACGGUAACACCAUCUACACAAACUGUCACACUCUAUAUACAUAUAAAUAUUAAUACAAUAAAGGUUUGGCGAACGCUGAUGAUAUGCCUACAGGUGUAUUUAUUUGUAGCGACUCAUUCAUGCAAACAUACAUACAUACACAUGGAUAAACUUUGGAGAUUAAAAUUGUAUACCUACACAGCAAAAUAAAGAAAUACAUAAAUGCAAAAGGAUGUAAUGUCAUCGUCGUCGGUAUAUCUAAUUAUUAUGUCAUACAUGUUUGUGCUAAAAAUAUAGAUUCAAUAAAUAAAUAAAUUAUUUAUCUAUUAA